Messenger RNA from Alternaria alternata, 1260 nucleotides. RefSeq lists its product as hypothetical. Gene Ontology annotation, biological process: endonucleolytic cleavage to generate mature 5'-end of SSU-rRNA from (SSU-rRNA, 5.8S rRNA, LSU-rRNA); small-subunit processome assembly; endonucleolytic cleavage in 5'-ETS of tricistronic rRNA transcript (SSU-rRNA, 5.8S rRNA, LSU-rRNA). The annotation marks the transcript as partial. NCBI's taxonomy places the organism in Eukaryota, Fungi, Ascomycota, Dothideomycetes, Pleosporales, Pleosporaceae. Gene Ontology annotation, molecular function: RNA binding. The transcript has a single exon. The record is from RefSeq and is a predicted model, not a curated record. Gene Ontology annotation, cellular component: nucleolus.
GAGUGAACAAGUGCGCCUGCAUAUCGCCCGAGCAUACACAUUGCGCCAGACUUUGCUCUGCUCCAAUAACGUUGUGCGCAUUUCAUACCAUCCAAUACGCUUCGUUUGCACAGCAAUUCGUACGACACAGCAAUGGCGACACGCAAACGAAACGAAUACCUUGACGUCGAGGAAAGCGAGGAUGAGGAGAGGGGCUACGAUUCCGAAGAAGAGAGCAGAGCGCGCAUGCUCCCGGCAUCAAAGCGACAAAAAGUAGACCACGACUCUGAGGACGAAGAACGAGACGAAGAAGUGGAUGGAGAAGAGGACCAAGGUUCCGGCGAAGACGAGGACGACGAGGACGAGCAACACGCGGCGAAGCGCUUUCCAUCCAAGAACGCCGAACUAGCACAUCUCGAGAAACUUGCUGCAUCUCUUCCCUCAGAACUGAAGCUACAAUCCACAAAGCUUGGAAAAGCCUUACCACCAUCGUCACUCAAGAAAGACAAGUCCGGCGUGAUAUACCUCUCGCGCGUCCCACCCUUCAUGAAACCAGCCGUAAUGCGCUCGCUCUUGACACCAUAUGGCGCUGUGGGCCGCAUUUUCCUGACUCCAGAAACCAGUACCUCCCGUACUCAGCGCCUGCGCAACGGAGGCACGCGUCGCAAACUUUUCCUUGAUGGCUGGGUAGAAUUUAUACACAAGCGCGAUGCCAAAUUCGUCGCCGAGAACUUGAAUGCACAGACAAUGGGGGGUAAGAAGAGGGGCAGGUGGCAUGAUGAAGUGUGGAAUAUCCGAUACUUGAGUGGAGUUAAGUGGCACAAUCUGGUCGAGCAGAUCCAGAAUGAGAACGCAGAGCGUGCGGCAAGACUCAGGUUCGAGAUUGCACAGGGCAAGAAAGAGAACAAGGCAUUCUUGGAGAAUGUGGAGAGAGGCAAGGUUGCUAGUGGAAUUGAGGCUACAAGGCGGAAGAGAGGGGAUGAUGUUGACGGUAAUAAUGCGGCAGUGGAGGCAGCAGAAGCAGUGCAGGAAGCAGAUGGGAAGCCAAAGAGGAGGAAGGGAAGGCUAGAGUUCUCGCAACACACGACUACGAGCAAGGCGAUGAAGAAGCCCGAGCCAGGCCAGGAUGUGAACAGGGUAUUGAGUAGUAUGAUGUAAAGUGAGGCGCAUGAUAUCCAAGAAUAUGAGUAUAUUUCAGACUUCAAACUAUGUCUGGUGUCCUGUAUGAGGUGGAACUUCGUACCGUAAUGCAAUAAGUGUAACGCCAAAUUCCCAAUGUCU